ACGCUGCACGGUGAACGUUUUUUUUUUUAAUUUCAAACAACUUUGGUGUGACUAAAACUUCUGCUAUCGGCUUCUACGUUCCGUUUCGCUACGCCACGCGAGUGAAUCGUUGAGGUUUUUCUCAGUGCAUCAAAUGCUCGGUUGCUGCACAUUAACGCCUUGUUAAGGCCAAGGCUGAUCCAUAGACAUAUGCGUGUCUAUGCGGGCGCGAAAAGUAUAGUGAAACUUUCAUUUCAUUCAAAGUCGAAAUGCAAAAAAAUUACACAUCGGUCAUACAUUCGCGUCUGAAAGUCAUUGUCAAUGCGAAAAUUUCAAACAAAUCGAAAUGAAGGUUCAUUCCCCAUCCUAAUAUAGAUAUAGUUGAUGGGUUGAAAAGUUUUAAAUCAAAAUUAAGAAAAAAAAAAAAAAAAUAAAACCAAAUGCAAAGAGGCGCCUUUAUUUUUCUUUACUAAAACAACGAAGUGACGGAACUCAAUUAACAACAACAACAAAAUUAUUAUGUCAUAUCAACCAUCUUGAUUUGUGAUACAUAACGUAUAUAAACAAUUUUUUUUUUCUUUGUUUAACAAGAAAUCGAAAGAAAAGUUAUUUUAUUAUUAGCAAACAUGAAAAAGCUUCUGUUUUUCAUCAUGGCCGAUAUUUCAUCGCAAUCGAGUCAAUUGAGAACAAAAUUGGGCGACAUCGUUGAACACAAUUCAACGACAGCAUUGAAUGAGGCUACAGAAGUCACAAAAGGAUUGCGCAAUGUGGUUGGAUGGUUAAAACAGGCUUCCAUAGAGGUACGUGAGGCUGGGAAACGUGCCGUCACACAAAUACAAAGCUCAAAUCCUAACUUUCUUUCCAACGAAUUCGAUUUGGAUGAUCCAGAUCUCCUGUCGCCCACCUCUUCCACAGCUGCUGCCGCCAACGCUGCCGACGCCUCUGCCAUUACAGACGAAACAAAAUACGAAACCAAAUCUCUGUCACACCAGGAUCUCUCACGUAGCUCACGACCAUCACUGAGUCAACCACAAAGUCCAAGGGCUCGGGGCCGAGUAGAUAACUUUACUGCCGGCUAUCAUCGUUCCACAUCGAUAAUAACACAAUUGGAGAAAUCGAAAAUCCUCCUAAAAAUGUCCGAUCAAGACAAAAAGCCCUUGACCAUCUUGCACUACAAUGAUGUGUACAAUGUGGAUGUAACUACAGAAGUAGAACCCAUUGGGGGUGCGGCCCGUUUCUGUACAGCUAUACGAACGUUUGAAAGUGAUAACCCCUUGGUAUUAUUUAGUGGUGAUAUUUUUUCGCCUAGCAUGUUAAGUACCUUUACGCAAGGUGAACAAAUGGUACCUGUGCUUAAUGCAAUCGGAACUCAUUGUGCGGUAUUUGGAAAUCAUGAUUUUGAUCAUGGUCUCGAUGUUCUAGUGGAGCUAAUCAAAAAGACAAGUUUCCCCUGGCUCAUGUCAAAUGUGGUGGACAAUGAAACUGGCCGACCAUUGGGUGGCGGAAAAAUCUCACACUACAUAUUUCACAAUCAAAUUUCAAUUGGACUUAUCGGGCUUGUGGAAAAGGAAUGGCUUGAAACGCUGCCCACCAUCGAUCCCAAAGAAGUGACCUACAUUGAUUACGUAGAAGCAGGCAAUAAAUUGGCUGCAGAAUUGCGAAACGAAGGCUGUGAAUUGAUUAUCGCAUUGACCCAUAUGCGAACCCCCAAUGACAUUAAUUUGGCCCAACACUGUUCCGGCAUCGAUUUGAUAUUGGGUGGUCACGAUCAUGUCUAUGAAAUCAAAGAAGUGAAUGGCAUAAAAAUCAUCAAAUCCGGUACAGAUUUCCGACAAUUUUCGAAAAUCACCAUCCAAAAGGAACGUGACGAGAAUGGCAAAAUCAAAAUCGACAUUGAGGCUAUAGAUGUAACGGCAAAAUAUGCCGAAAAUGAGGAGUUGAAAACCGAAUUGGCAAAAUAUUCCGAAGUUAUAGAGGCUAAAAUGACAGAAGUUUUGGGUAACUUUAGUGUUGAGUUGGACGGCCGCUUCUCGGCGAUACGUACCCAGGAGACAAAUCUGGGUGAUUGGGUGUGCGAUGUGGUGUUGGCAGCAACGGGUGCCGAUGUGGCACUCAUCAAUUCGGGUACAUUUCGCUCGGACCAAAUACAUCCGCCUGGGCCAUUUACAAUGCGAGAUCUUGUUAACAUCAUACCGAUGCGGGAUCCGCUGAUACUCUUGGAAAUAUCCGGCAAAUGCUUAUAUGAAGCACUGGAGAAUGCAGUAUCGGGUUACCCGAAACUAGAGGGAAGAUUUCCUCAGGUGUCCGGUGUAGCCUUUGCCUUCGAUCCCUCCAAGCCACCGGGAAAACGGAUUGAUCCUCAGCUGGUGCAAGUGGGAGACGAAUAUUUAAACAUGGAGCAGAACUACAAAAUUUGCAUAAAGAAUUAUAUUUACAACGGCUGUGAUGGUUUCACCAUGUUCAAAGACGCAAAAGUAUUGAUGGAUGAUGACUCAUGUCCGGAACUGGGACUGACUGUGCAAAAUCAUUUCAAAGCAAUCAAUCUACGAACCGGCAAAGGGGGUCAUCACACAAAACACAGACAAUCGCUGGUAACACUAUCCCGCCGCCACAGUAUGGUACAAAUGUUGGAUAAUCUCGAAUUGGAUGGUCCUUCGCCCAUUCGAAAAUUGUCGGGGCAUCAGACCAAAUCAAUAGACUUAUCAAAUACAAAUUGCUCAAAGAUGUUACGUCGUGCUUCCUUAGAUGACUUAGAACAGGCCAGUUGUCAGUUGGCUCCUAAAAUUCAACAUAGAAUAAUACGCAUACAAAACGAAGAGCAUUAUAACCAACUGCUUUUGAAAAAAGAGACUUCGAUUAAAAAUACAACAAUCACCGAAGCCGAAGACGAAUAAAUAACAACUUCAGAAGACUACAAGAAAAAAAAGACAAUUCCUUAAAUCUCUUCACUUUCUUAACUACUAUUGGAAGAUAUUUAUGUGAAGAAACAGCAAAAAAAAAACAACAAUUCCUAACGCAGAUCUUAAAACUUUAACCACGGACUAAUACAGCAAUCUACAUUCGAUUCAAAACGAACUCCUCUAUCAACAGAAAGUGACUAAAGUCCACGAACGCGUCUCGCCAUCAUCGCUACCCACCAUUUUUUAGACUAUUGAAUAUUAUUUAUUAACCCUUCUUUAUUCCAUUGAUUUGCUCUCUAUUAUAAUUACUAUUUUUUUUUCUAAUGCCUAAUUAUCAUAUUUUGAAAAUGAAAAACUCAAAUCACUUUCUGUUCUUCCCCUUCAGAUGAUGGAGGAUAAAGAAUUUAAGAAAUAUCAACAGCACAAACUUGGUUUUGUUUUCCCAAAUAAAAAAAGAAAUCAUUUAAGAAACAACUGUUUAUUCGUCUUAUCAGUUGUUUUGAUUAUUUCGCUUGUGUGUUUUUUUUUUUUUUUUUGUUAAUUAUAAUCGUACUUGCUGUUACAAAAUUACUUUAAUUACCAUUUAGAUUGAUAUUAACUAUAAAUUAAUUAAUUAAAAAAAAAAAAACAAACAUACAUGAAUGCCUUUUUCUAUUAUAAAUAUGUAAUGUAUGUAUAAUUUAAAUGAUAUGCAAACAAAAUGAAUUGUAAAAAAAUACAUAUACAUACACCCAAUACUCAUACAUACAUACAUACAUGCAUAAAUUGUUGAUUAUUUUUGAAGGAAAAACAAAAACAAAAACAAAGACAAAGCAAAAACAUAACAGAAUAGCUUUAUAUUGAGUAAUAGAGAGAAGAGAAAUUGAGAUGGCCAAAUGGGAUAACGGAGAAGACAACUAUUUUUUUGGCAUCAUCAUGAUAACCGCAAUGCACUUUUCGAAUUUUUUAGCACAACAGGAACAAAAACAACAACAAAAUACAGAGAAAAAAUGUUUUUAGUAAUUUAUUGUUUUUAUAUAUAGCGAAAAAAUAUGCGAGCAAAAGUGCAUACUCUACCUACCCAUAGAAUAACAUUAUUAAGCCGCAAAUAUUGCAUACAAACACACACACUCACACACAUCCACAUGAAUACUCACUGACAUGACUGCAGAUAUUACUACAUGCAUACUUGUAUCUAACAACAACAGCAACAACAAACACAAAAAGCCCAUAGUAUCGACAUACUAGUAAUAGUUAAAAACAUAAAAUAAAGACAAAAGUUAAGACAUAGUACACAUGCUGCAUAACACAAUAAAGUCAUAUUGGAACUAAACUAAACUAAAACUAUUCAAAUCGAA
This is a messenger RNA of Stomoxys calcitrans (stable fly), 4216 nucleotides long. RefSeq names its product trifunctional nucleotide phosphoesterase protein YfkN. Gene Ontology annotation, biological process: nucleotide catabolic process. NCBI's taxonomy places the organism in Eukaryota, Metazoa, Arthropoda, Insecta, Diptera, Muscidae. Bases 606 to 2873 code for a protein of 755 amino acids. The record is from RefSeq and is a predicted model, not a curated record. The transcript has 9 exons. Gene Ontology annotation, molecular function: hydrolase activity.